Pyricularia oryzae 70-15 is the source of this 1431-nucleotide messenger RNA. RefSeq lists its product as uncharacterized. Lineage: Eukaryota; Fungi; Ascomycota; Sordariomycetes; Magnaporthales; Pyriculariaceae. Gene Ontology annotation, biological process: barbed-end actin filament capping; actin filament depolymerization. The record is from RefSeq and is a predicted model, not a curated record. Bases 255 to 1265 code for a protein of 336 amino acids. Gene Ontology annotation, molecular function: actin monomer binding; actin filament binding. The transcript has 3 exons. Gene Ontology annotation, cellular component: cytoplasm; actin filament.
CGGAACCCCGCCGGCGAUGGCCAUGCGCACGGGCCAUGCUCACCGUCAUUGUCCCAUGAAGCACUGGCUUGACUAGCAUGGAGAGGGGCAGCUAAGCGGCGCGUUUGAUCAUGGUAAAUUCCAGCCAGAUGACUCUCGAGUUGCUGGGUUGCUGACGGCAUUGGAAUUGUCCAAGAUAAAAGGCGCCUGUUCCCCAAAGGGCGAUACUGUGUUUGCAUAUCUGAAACGCAGACGGAAAUUAAACAAUCUACAAGAUGCAGUCCGGAAUCUCAGCCUCGCAGGAGCUCACGGCCGAGUUCAACAAGCUCCUCUCCUCCCCCACAAACUUUGCACUCCUCGCUACCAUCUCUUCUGAAGCCCUCAAGCCCGUCACCCUCCUGACCUCGUCCCCAUCCUCCUCCUUCGACGACAACCUAAACAACCUCCUCGCGCCGCACCUCAAGCCCAAUGAAGCACUAUACAUCCUCCUGCGCCGCCACGAUGCCGCCCCGCACCUCGUAGCGAUCACCUACAUACCGGACUCGGCGCCCGUGCGGCAGAAGAUGCUCUUCGCGUCGACCCGCCUGACGCUGGUUCGAGAGCUCGGCUCUGAGCAUUUCCGCGACACCGUUUUUGCAAACUCGGCCGAGGAGCUGACUCCACAGGGCUUCAAGAAGCAGGAUGCUCACAGUGAAAUGGCUGCUCCGCUUACCGAGGAGGAAAGGACUUUGGGGGCAGUGAAGCGUGCAGAGCAAGAGGCUGGCGCUGGUACGGGCGUCAAGGAGAUCCAUCUCAGCAAGAACAUGAACAUGCCGAUCGAUGACGAGGCCCUGCAGGCGCUCAAGGAGCUGGCAGACGAGAGCGGGUCCAGGAGUCUUGUGAUGAUGAAAAUCAACCCCGGGACCGAAACCGUCGAGAACGUUGCAACUUCGGCCACCCCGAGCACAAUCAGCGAGCUUGUGUCCGAGAUAUCGGCCACGGAGCCGCGCUUCACCUUUUACCGAUACACUCAUCAGCACGGCGGCGAGACCCAGAGCCCGAUCCUCUUCUUCUACACAUGCCCUACCAGCACCACUGGCAGGGUACCCAUCAAGCAGCGCAUGGUUUACCCGCUGAUGAAGCGCGCCGUGGUGACUGCGGCCGAGCAGGAGAUGGGCAUCGUGGCGGCGAAGAAAUUUGAGGUCGAGGAGCCGAACGAGAUCACCGAGGAGUCUGUGCUUUCUGAGCUUCACCCUCAGGUUGAGCAAAAGAAGGCGUUCAGCCGGCCCAAGAGGCCCGGCCGAUGAUUGGCGAUUCAAAAUGGGGCGCCACACUGGGUUUUCCCUUGCACGUUAACGAUGUAAUGAGUUGCCGCCUCUGCAGGCAGCCAUGGCUGGCAUGUCCGAAGUCUACGACCACCCAGGUACCUAGGUUUCUAGAAAAUAAAGUGUUGUCGGGGUUUAAAUGACGACA